AUGGCAAUACAAGGACGUGAGCUGCAGCUGAACGUGGGAAUGAAAUCAAUGGCUUGCUCCCUUAGCCGCUCUGAGACCUGGGAGGACAAAGAGGAGCAUCGAACACGGCAGAGGGAGGGGCAUUGCACACAGAUGGUGCUGCAUCGCAUUGUACUCUGGGAGGAGCAGAGGGAGGGGCGUUGCACACAGAUGGUGCUGCAUCGCAUUGUACUCUGGGAGGAGCAGAGGGAGGGGCAUUGCACACAGAUGGUGCUGCAUCGCAUUGUACUCUGGGAGGAGCAGAGGGAGGGGCAUUGCACACAGAUGGUGCUGCAUCGCAUUGUACUCUGGGAGGAGCAGAGGGAGGGGCAUUGCACACAGAUGGUGCUGCAUCGCAUUGUACUCUGGGAGGAGCAGAGGGAGGGGCAUUGCACACAGAUGGUGCUGCAUCGCAUUGUACUCUGGGAGGAGCAGAGGGAGGGGCAUUGCACACAGAUGGUGCUGCAUCGCAUUGUACUCUGGGAGGAGCAGAGGGAGGGGCAUUGCACACAGAUGGUGCUGCAUCGCAUUGUACUCUGGGAGGAGCAGAGGGAGGGGCAUUGCACACAGAUGGUGCUGCAUCGCAUUGUACUCUGGGAGGAGCAGAGGGAGGGGCAUUGCACACAGAUGGUGCUGCAUCGCAUUGUACUCUGGGAGGAGCAGAGGGAGGGGCAUUGCACACAGAUGGUGCUGCAUCGCAUUGUACUCUGGGAGGAGCAGAGGGAGGGGCAUUGCACACAGAUGGUGCUGCAUCGCAUUGUACUCUGGGAGGAGCAGAGGGAGGGGCAUUGCACACAGAUGGUGCUGCAUCGCAUUGUACUCUGGGAGGAGCAGAGGGAGGGGCAUUGCACACAGAUGGUGCUGCAUCGCAUUGUACUCUGGGAGGAGCAGAGGGAGGGGCAUUGCACACAGAUGGUGCUGCAUCGCAUUGUACUCUGCCUGCCUCCAGCUCCCUCAGCCGCUCAGAGACCUGCAAGGACAGAGGGGCAGGGAGAUUACACACACUCUGUCUCCCCAUGGGUCUUGGGCACUGCUUUUGAGAGCUCUCAAAAAGGUGGCGGGUGCUUCAUUGCCAUAUACUCCACCCGCCUCCAGAUCCCUCAAUCCCUCCGAUUCCUUCAAACCCUAAAUCUCAACCAAAUUUCUAACCCCUGA
Molecule: messenger RNA, 1173 nt
Organism: Closterium sp. NIES-65
Lineage: Eukaryota; Viridiplantae; Streptophyta; Zygnematophyceae; Desmidiales; Closteriaceae
Source: the annotation of a GenBank genome assembly